Clupea harengus (Atlantic herring) is the source of this 3300-nucleotide messenger RNA. RefSeq names its product ATPase phospholipid transporting 8B3 (gene atp8b3). Gene Ontology annotation, cellular component: trans-Golgi network; plasma membrane. The record is from RefSeq and is a predicted model, not a curated record. Gene Ontology annotation, biological process: phospholipid translocation; Golgi organization. The transcript is spliced from 24 exons. Lineage: Eukaryota; Metazoa; Chordata; Actinopteri; Clupeiformes; Clupeidae. Gene Ontology annotation, molecular function: ATP binding; magnesium ion binding; ATPase-coupled intramembrane lipid carrier activity. The coding region runs from base 1 to 3300 and encodes 1099 amino acids.
AUGUCCAACAUUCUCAACAUCUCCCUCAGCAGCGUCUUCGUCCCACCGUGCUUCAAAGCCACCGCCAUCAGCCUUCGGCCUGCAGUGUCUGUUGUGACCUACCUAGACGACCACCACACUUGGGAGACCGGUUCCAGCGUAACAGUCCCAGCAGCUCAGCACCAGGACAACUCCACACGCAGUCACAAAUACACCCCUCUGAACUUCCUGCCCUACACGCUUUAUGAACAGUUCCAGCGCUUCGCCAACUUCUACUUCCUUCUGAUUGUGGUAAUGCAGUGUGUGCCUGCCAUCGCCACCAUCCCAUGGUACAUCACUGUGUUCCCUCUGUUGAUAGUCCUGUCUGUGCGGGCACUGAAAGAUCUGGUCUCUGAUCUGGGCCGCAGACGAAGCGAUAAACAGAUCAACAGCAGGUCGUGUGAUCUUCUGACCUCUGGAGGCUUUCAAACAGUCCAGUGGAAGGAUGUGUGUGUUGGAGACGUGCUGAGGAUUCACAAAGACCAAAUUAUACCAGCAGAUCUUCUUCUUUUGCAAAGCACUGAGCCACACAGUUUGUGCUACGUAGAGACCGCUGACAUAGAUGGAGAGACCAACCUCAAGUUCCGCCAGGCGCUGGCCGCCACCCACGCUGAGCUGACCUCUGACCCUGCGGACCAGAGCCUCUCAAGCUUCAACGGUGUUGCGUUUUGCGAGGAGCCCAAUGGAAAUCUCUACUCCUUCAGGGGGGAGCUACGGUGGAGGGGGGAGACCUACAGGUUGGACACCGAGCACAUCCUCCUCAGAGGGACGGUGUUGCGAAACACUGACCACGCAUACGGUGUGACCAUAUAUGCAGGUGCAGACACUAAGAUCAUGAAAAACUUUGGCAAGGUGAUUGUGAAGACGACCCAAGUGGAGAGGAUCCUCAACAGGGUUAUCCUCGGAAUUAUGCUGUUUGUGCUGCUGCUGGACCUCCUGCUGGCUGUGGGCUCCGGGGUGUUUGAGCACCAAGUGUCCUCCCGCCUGGAGGUGCUGUCCGCCCUCGGGGGGGAUGCCAGCGCCUCUUACCGAGGCUUCCUCUCGUUCUGGGGCUACGUAAUUCUGAUGAGCCCUGCCAUUCCCAUGUCCCUGUACAUCUCGCUUGAGGUGAUGAAGGUGUUCCAGUGUUUCUUCAUAAACUGGGACUUGAAGAUGUACCAUGCGGACAGCGACAAGCCCGCUCACGCACGGAACACCUCGCUCAACGAGGAGCUGGGUCAAGUGGGCCACCUGCUCAGCGACAAGACCGGCACCCUGACCCAGAACUGCCUGAUCUUCCGCCAGUGCUGUAUCGCCGGGGACAUCUACGGUCAGACAGGACUCCUCUCAGUCCCUAACCCUUUGGACCUGAGCUGGAACCGGUUCUCCUGCGGUGGGCUGCAGUUCUAUGACCAGCGGCUGGUGGACCGGCUGGUGAAGCAGCGGUGCCCGCUGGGCAGGGAGUUCUUCGCCGCCCUGGCGCUGUGCCACACGGUGAUGACUGAGUGGAAAGAGGGUGCCCCUCACUACCAGGCUGCAUCCCCAGACGAGGAGGCCCUGGUGGGGGCGGCGCGGGAUCUGGGCUGGGUGUUCCUCUCCCGGACCAGAGACUCCCUCACUCUUAGCGAGCUGGAUCACACGCGGCAGUACCAGCUCCUCACGCUGAUAGACUUCACCAGCCAGAGGAGGCGCAUGUCCGUGCUGGUGAAGGAGCCAGGCGGGGAGCUUAAGCUGUACUGUAAAGGGGCAGACAUCGUCAUCCUGGAGAGGCUGCAGAAAGACUGCCCACAUAGGGAAAGCUGCCAGAGAGCACUGGAGAGAGACCCAUUUUCUGCUCUGCAGCUGUUUUCCCAGGGCUGUUUGAGGACUCUGUGUGUGGCGGUGCGCUCUGUGACUGAGGCCCAGUGGGCCGUGUGGAGACAGGUCCUGGAUCAGUGCCAGACAGAGACGUCUCAGCGCGAGGCCCGGCUCGAGGAGCUGCACGCCCGCAUGGAGAGAGACCUGACGCUGCUGGGAGUGACGGCCAUAGAGGACCGGCUCCAAGAUGGAGUCCCAGAGACCAUCUCUACCCUCCGGCAGGCAGGCAUCAAGGUGUGGGUGCUGACCGGGGACAAAACAGAGACCGCGGUGAAUGUGGGCUACGCCUGCAGGCUAAUGGACCCUGACACCAGCCUCCUGCAAGGAGACGAGCUCAGGCAGCUUCUUCAGUCUCCUGACCCAGACGUUAAGAUUCUUCAGAAGAAGAAGUCAGAGAUGUGGUGCACAGACGGCUGUUUGCCGAGGGACGGAACUACAAUAGUCAUCAACGGUCUUGAGCUGGCGGAGCUCAUUGAUGAGCCAGAGUUGGGGGCCAGGUUCGUGACCCUUGCCAACCGGUGCCAGUCUGUGCUGUGUUGCCGGGUGACCCCCGGGCAGAAGGCAGCGGUGGUGCAGCUGGUCCGGAGACACACCCCCUCCGUGACCCUGGCCAUCGGGGAUGGGGCCAACGACGUCAACAUGAUCAAGACGGCGCAUGUUGGGGUGGGGCUGUAUGGGGUCGAGGGCAGCCAGGCGGUCCAGAAUGCAGACUUCGCUCUGGCCCAGUUCAGAUUCCUGGGCAGGCUGCUGUUGGUCCACGGGCACUGGUCCAACCUGCGCAUCUGCCUCUUCCUGCGCUACUUCCUCUACAAAACCACCGCCUUCGCAUUCGUGAACGUGUGGUACAGCUUCUUCAGUGGCUUCAGUGCUCAGCGUCUGUAUGAGAGCUGGUUCAUUUCUCUGUACACGGUCAUGUACACCUCCAUGCCGGUGCAGUGUCUGGCUCUCUUUGAGCAGGAUGUGAGUGCGGAGGGCUGCAUGUGUUGGCCAGAGGUCUACAAGAAGGGCCAGAGGCUGGAGUUCUUCAGCCCAAGAGCUCUCACCACCACCCUGCUCUACUCACUCUACUCCUCCCUGGUCCUCUGCCUCCUGCCCUUGGGGGUCUUCCAGUACCUCACGCUCGACUUCCAGACCUUGGCCGUCACCAUGGGAACGUCAGCAGUGUUCAUGACAACAGCUGAGGUCAUAGAGGGGGGCCCAGUCCGUAGCAAGAACGACCCUGUACUCACCAAGAUGAAUGGAACUCCAUUCCGCCGCGGAACUGUCCAGCGCCGGUCCUCGUACGCUGUCUCCCAGGGCAAAGGCUUCGGUCGGCUCAUCACCUCCGGGGCAGGACUCCGCACUGCGGCCCCCCAGCAGCAGACCCCUCAUCCAGCCGCGACAGACUCUCACACGGCUCAGCAUCUCCCAGGCAAUGCCCAAGGAGAGAGUGCUGAAGCCUUAUAA